Lampris incognitus (smalleye Pacific opah) is the source of this 1681-nucleotide messenger RNA. RefSeq names its product CD276 antigen. Gene Ontology annotation, cellular component: external side of plasma membrane. Bases 1 to 1119 code for a protein of 372 amino acids. NCBI's taxonomy places the organism in Eukaryota, Metazoa, Chordata, Actinopteri, Lampriformes, Lampridae. The record is from RefSeq and is a predicted model, not a curated record. Gene Ontology annotation, biological process: positive regulation of T cell proliferation; immune response; T cell costimulation. The transcript is spliced from 8 exons.
AUGGAGGCUUUGAGGCAGGCUAGCACCCUGCAGUCCUCCAAGGAGGUGUCUGUGAACACUGGAGGCAGCUGGUCUGCACAGUGUUUAAAGCUUGAGGGGGAGACAGCAUUUGGACCAGCUGCCUUGGGGGGGUUCUGUCUUCUGAGCAGCCUGUUAACAUCCCUCUCCUGCAUCAAGAGAGAAGGUGUGGUAGGGGGGAGUGGCGUGCUCAAGCUGAGAGUCUUGCUAAGUAAACAGCACUUCCUACUAAAAUCUGGUUUCCAUUUCCUGCUGUUGGUGGUCUGGACCGCUACGACGUUCUCCCUCCCAUCUGUCACAGAUACUGCCCCCGAGAUACUCAUCAAGGGAGAGGUUGAUGGGAGCGUGGACUUCCUCUGUCCGUCGGAAAAACAAAAAACGGUGGUCCUGCUCUACUUUCAGAAAGGCGCCAAGUUUGUGGACGGUUACUAUGAUUCCAAAAAGGUGGCGCCAGCAUUCCCAAACAGAACCAAGGUGGACCUCGCCAAUAGAAAAAUGAAUUUCAGGGGUUUAAAAGUCUCGGACAAUGGGCUUUAUAGCUGCUUUAUCAUGUACAAUGACAGCACCGAUAUCUACAAAACCAAAAUGGAACUCUAUGUCACAGCCAACUACAGUACACCCGUAGCAACUGUGGAGUGCACAGAGGAUAGCUGUGUGGUUACAUGUAACUCGCAUGGUGGUUUCCCGCCCAGCGAGGUGACAUGGAAUGUUCCUGUGAAUGCCGUCAGCCAGCAGUGGAGGCAUGGCAACAGCAGUAAGGAGAGCGACCCUGCCUCUAUGUUGGUCAACUCCUCCAGCACUGCAUAUGUCAACUGCUCCUAUGGACAGCUGCAGGCCGUCAGCUGCUCUGUGCAUGGUGCCACCUCGAAGGAGUUAACAGUCUGUACAUCCAAGCCUGACGGUAACUCUUUUACCAUUUUUGUAUCAUUGGGAGUACCAGUGUUGGCCAUUUUGUUCGUGAUCGUUCUCUUAUUUUUACUAUUGUGCUGGAAAUGCAAGAGGAAACACAUAAGUUGUCAAGUUUUAGGAGAAAAUGAAGCUGCAAGUCUGGCAGAGAUGACUUUUCUGAAUGCUGAAAAUGGAGAAGUUGCAGCGUCAUGACUGACUUACUGACAAUGAAGAAUCUAAGUGACUAUUGCCUUUGUUGACACCAUAAUCCUCUGCCAGCCAAGUCAAGACCUCAAAUGUCCACCUGUGGAAGUAGAUGCUGCUAUAUCAUGUGCUGGCUGAGUUCUGAAGGAUACUGUUCCUGCUGCAAUGUGACGCUCACCGCGGACAGCUUCAAGCUAACAUGAUCAGUUGGGACUUCUGUUCCCACUGGGAUAGUUAGUCGUUUACAUGUUGGCACUUGUGGCAACAAAAAAAAUGGUGUUUCUCGUAAAAAAUAACCACCCCGUUUUGUUUUUUACAAGUGAAUAGACAGUGUUGACACGCUCAUUCCAUAUUAACUUCGUUAAAUAUUCCUUCAGUUUCUAUACUUGGUUAAUGUCAGUACCAGGGCCCGGUGGGAACGGGUGCCUACGUCAGCAGGCCUUGUAGGAUACCCUGGCCAGGUUGCCCGUCUAAUACAGGGCCCCCACAAAAUCCCCCUGACAGAGAUAUACUUUGGUUAAUUUAGAGCUGACAUGAAACGCAUAUAUGGACUCUGUGUGUGGGGUGGAUU